Messenger RNA from Mycotypha africana, 2147 nucleotides. Its product is annotated as 70 kDa heat shock protein 3. The record is from RefSeq and is a predicted model, not a curated record. The transcript has 5 exons. Gene Ontology annotation, cellular component: cytosol; plasma membrane; cytoplasm. Gene Ontology annotation, molecular function: heat shock protein binding; ATP-dependent protein folding chaperone; ATP binding. The coding region runs from base 1 to 1956 and encodes 651 amino acids. Lineage: Eukaryota; Fungi; Mucoromycota; Mucoromycetes; Mucorales; Mycotyphaceae. Gene Ontology annotation, biological process: protein refolding; cellular response to unfolded protein; vesicle-mediated transport.
AUGUCUGAAGGAAAGUCUGUUGGUAUUGAUUUGGGUACUACCUACUCUUGUGUCGGUGUCUGGCAAAACGACCGUGUCGAAAUCAUUGCUAACGACCAAGGUAACCGUACCACUCCCUCUUAUGUUGGUUUCACCGAUAGCGAACGUCUUAUCGGUGAUGCUGCUAAGAAUCAAGUCGCCAUGAACCCCUAUAACACCGUUUUCGACGCUAAGCGUUUGAUCGGUCGUCGCUUCAAUGAUGCUGAAGUCCAAGCUGAUAUGAAGCACUGGCCUUUCAAGGUUAUUGAUAAGGACUCCAAGCCUAUCAUCCAAGUCGAAUACAAGGGUGAAACCAAGACCUUCACUCCCGAAGAAAUUUCCUCCAUGGUCCUCAUUAAGAUGAAGGAAACUGCCGAAGCUUACCUCGGUGGUACUGUCAAGAACGCUGUUAUCACCGUUCCUGCUUAUUUCAAUGACAGUCAACGUCAAGCUACCAAGGAUGCUGGUUUGAUUUCCGGUUUGAAUGUUCAACGUAUCAUCAACGAACCUACCGCCGCUGCUAUUGCUUACGGUUUGGAUAAGAAGGUUGAAGGUGAACGUAACGUUUUGAUUUUCGAUUUGGGUGGUGGUACCUUUGAUGUUUCACUCUUGACCAUCGAAGAUGGUAUCUUCGAAGUCAAGGCUACUGCUGGUGAUACUCACUUGGGUGGUGAAGAUUUCGAUAACCGUCUUGUCAACCACUUCAUGCAAGAAUUCAAGCGUAAGUUCAAGAAGGAUAUCUCCGGUAAUGCUCGUGCUGUCCGUCGUCUUCGUACUGCUUGUGAACGUGCUAAGCGUACUUUGUCUUCUGCCGCUCAAACUACUAUCGAAAUCGAUUCCCUCUUCGAAGGUGUUGAUUUCUAUACUUCUUUGACUCGUGCCCGUUUCGAAGAACUUAACCAAGAUCUUUUCCGUAACACUAUGGAACCUGUUGAAAAGGUCCUCCGUGAUUCCAAGAUCGAUAAGUCUCAAGUUCACGAUAUCGUCCUUGUCGGUGGUUCUACCCGUAUCCCCAAGGUUCAAAAGUUGGUUUCUGACUUCUUCAAUGGUAAGGAGCCCAACAAAUCCAUCAACCCUGAUGAAGCUGUUGCCUAUGGUGCUGCUGUUCAAGCUGCCAUUCUCUCUGGUGAUACCUCUGAAAAGACUCAAGAUCUUCUUCUUUUGGAUGUUGCUCCUCUUUCCCUCGGUAUUGAAACCGCUGGUGGUGUCAUGACUGCUUUGAUCAAGCGUAACACUACUGUUCCUACCAAGAAAUCUGAAAUCUUCUCUACUUAUGCCGAUAACCAACCUGGUGUCCUUAUUCAAGUCUUCGAAGGUGAACGUGCCCGUACCAAGGACAACAACUUACUCGGUAAGUUCGAAUUGACUGGUAUUCCUCCCGCUCCUCGUGGUGUCCCUCAAAUCGAAGUUACCUUCGAUGUCGAUGCCAACGGUAUCUUGAACGUCUCUGCUCUUGACAAGACCACUGGUAAGUCCAACAAGAUCACCAUUACCAACGAUAAGGGUCGUCUCUCCAAGGAAGAAAUCGAACGUAUGGUCAAUGAUGCUGAAAAAUACAAGGCUGAAGACGAAGCUGCUGCUGCCCGUAUCACUGCUAAGAACGGUCUUGAAUCCUACGCUUACAACCUUCGUAACACUCUUCAAGAAGAAAAGGUUGCCUCUGCUCUUCCCGAAGAUGAUAAGAACAAGCUUAAGGCCGCUGUUGAUGAAGCUAUCAAGUGGCUCGAUGAAUCUCAAGAAGCUUCUAAGGAAGAAUACGAAUCCAAGCAAAAGGAAUUGGAAGAAGUUGCUAACCCUAUUAUGAUGAAGUUCUACCAACAACAACAAGGCGCUGCUGGUGGUAUGCCCGAUAUGAGCGGUAUGCCCGGUGGUGGUAUGCCUGGUGCUGGUGCUGCUGCUCCCGAAUCCGAUGGUCCUUCCAUUGAAGAGGUUGAUUAAAUACUUCGUCAUUUCUGUUAAUGCCAUGUUGGUUUUCCCAAAGAUCAUAUUGUAGAUUUCCCUUCUGUUUUAACCGAUUUAUAUAUAUUAUAGGUAUGAAUAGCUAAUUAUAUUAUUUUAGAAAACCUAGAACUUGUUAUUUUACAAAAGUAAUAAAUUUUCUUUGUGUUUUGUCAUAAGUGUAUCAAGAC